This is a messenger RNA of Quercus robur (English oak), 2437 nucleotides long. RefSeq names its product D-3-phosphoglycerate dehydrogenase 2, chloroplastic-like. Gene Ontology annotation, molecular function: phosphoglycerate dehydrogenase activity; NAD binding. The transcript is spliced from 5 exons. NCBI's taxonomy places the organism in Eukaryota, Viridiplantae, Streptophyta, Magnoliopsida, Fagales, Fagaceae. The record is from RefSeq and is a predicted model, not a curated record. Gene Ontology annotation, biological process: L-serine biosynthetic process. The coding region runs from base 74 to 1984 and encodes 636 amino acids.
UAUUAUAAGAUCCUAAAACACACAUACAAACACACAGAGAGAGAACAAAGCAAGGAGCCAAAAGCAAAUUUCCAUGGCUUCCUCUUCUUCUCUCAAACCCAUUUUCUCUUCUCCCCUCACCUCCUCUCCUUCUCCACACUCACCUCAAAAACCAUCUUCCCUUCUUUCCUUCCCCCACAGCACAACCUCCACACCCAUCUCCUUAAAACUCUCACCAAACCCACCUCAUAAUAAUUCUCAUCCUCGUUCCAAAUCCUUUGCUGUCACCAACGUUGUUCUCAAAACAGACACGUCUCCCGAAACAACCUCGGCCCUCUCGAACUACUCCCAAGAUCUUGGUCCCCCUUUGACAAAACCAACAAUAUUGGUCUCCGAAAAACUUGGAGAAAAGGGUCUCGAAGUUUUACGUGAGUUUGGCCACGUUGAAUGUUUGUAUGACCUCUCUCCUGAUCAGCUCUGCUCCAAGAUCUCUUCAUGUGACGCGUUGAUCGUGAGGAGUGGUACGAAGGUGACUAGACAGGUUUUCGAGGCGUCGAAUGGGCGGUUGAAGGUGGUGGGACGUGCAGGUGUUGGUAUUGACAAUGUGGACCUGCAGGCCGCCACGGAGUUCGGCUGUCUUGUGGUUAAUGCCCCCACUGCCAACACCGUGGCUGCGGCUGAGCAUGGGAUCGCUUUGCUCGCCGCUAUGGCACGGAAUGUUGCACAAGCUGAUGCGUCCAUCAAAACUGGAAAAUGGCAAAGAAACAAGUAUGUUGGGGUGUCCCUAGUUGGAAAGACAUUAGCUGUAAUGGGAUUUGGGAAAGUUGGAUCUGAAGUUGCAAGGCGUGCUAAAGGGUUGGGUAUGAAUGUUAUUGCACAUGAUCCAUAUGCCCCAGCUGACAGAGCACGCGCUCUAGGUGUGGAGUUGGUGUCUUUUGAUCAGGCCAUUGGCACCGCAGAUUUCAUUUCUCUCCAUAUGCCUCUCACUCCUGCUACUUCAAAGGUAUUCAAUGAUGAAACAUUUGCGAAGAUGAAGAAGGGUGUUCGCAUCGUUAAUGUUGCUAGAGGUGGAGUUAUUGAUGAAGAUGCAUUAGUGAAGGCCCUUGAUAGUGGCAUUGUUGCUCAGGCUGCACUUGAUGUAUUCACAAAGGAGCCCCCACCCAAGGAUAGCAGGUUAGUGCAGCAUGAGAAUGUCACUGUCACACCUCACCUAGGAGCUAGCACGAAGGAAGCACAGGCAUGUGUAGCUAUUGAAAUAGCAGAGGCUGUAGUGGGAGCAUUGAAAGGGGAACUUUCUGCUACUGCUGUAAAUGCUCCCAUGGUCCCUCCUGAGGUUCUGUCAGAGUUGUCACCUUAUGUAGCGCUAGCUGAGAAGCUCGGUAGGCUAGCUGUACAGUUAGUGGCUGGAGGGAGUGGAAUCAAAUCUGUAAAGGUGGUCUAUAAAUCUGCUCGUGAUCCUGAUGACCUGGACACAAGACUUCUCCGGGCUAUGAUCACAAAAGGCAUAAUUGAACCAAUAUCAUCCUCCUUUGUUAACUUGGUCAAUGCAGAUUUUACUGCCAAAGAGAAAGGCCUCCGCAUAAGUGAGGAAAGGAUAGUUGUUGACUCAUCUCCCGAAUUCCCUAUUGAUUCAAUUCAGGUGCAAAUAUCCAAUGUGGAGUCUAAAUUUGCAAGUGGUAUUUCAGAUAAUGGAGAUAUAAGCAUUGAGGGGAAAGUGAAAUAUGGAACACCCCACUUGACAAGUGUAGGAUCCUUUGCUGUGGAUGUCAGCCUGGAAGGAAACCUCAUUUUAUGCAGGCAGGUGGAUCAACCCGGCAUGAUUGGCCAGGUUGGAAACAUACUAGGUGAGCGUAAUGUGAAUGUGAGCUUUAUGAGUGUGGGAAGGACAGUCCGGAGGAAAAAGGCUAUUAUGGCAAUUGGUGUGGAUGAAAAACCAGAUAAAGAGGCCCUCAAAAAAAUAGGGGAGAUUCCUGCUAUUGAAGAGUUCGUGUUCCUCAAACUAUAAAUGAUAUUAGUAAUGAUGCUUAGAUAGAGAAGAGAUUCUCUUGUUAGAAUGAUGUCUUCUUCAGGGACUCCCAAAGAGGUUUUACAUUGGUGAGAUGAGAAUAAAAGCUGGCUGCUUAACAAAUAAAGCAUUCAGCAUUGGCCAUCCAAGAUUGUGAAUUUGGGUUUAGUCUUAGAUUGUAUAAUAUUAUGUCACCCAGCAAGACUAGAAGGCAAGGGUGUUUGUUAUUACUUGUAGCGAUAUGGGGACGUUUCUCUGUUGUUGUUUUUGUACUCCUCAUUCUUGCUGGGGAGUUGUAGGAAUGAUUUUGCUGGGGGUGUGUAAUUCUAGUUUUGUUCAGCAACUGGACGAGAUUCCUUGUUGUGGAUGGAGAGGUUCCCAUCUGUAAUUCUCCUUAUGUUUUUAUUCUAGUAACCGUGCUUUACAAUGCUUAUGAACAAAAUUAUAGCUGCA